Exophiala oligosperma is the source of this 1307-nucleotide messenger RNA. RefSeq lists its product as uncharacterized. NCBI's taxonomy places the organism in Eukaryota, Fungi, Ascomycota, Eurotiomycetes, Chaetothyriales, Herpotrichiellaceae. Gene Ontology annotation, cellular component: nucleus. Gene Ontology annotation, biological process: regulation of DNA-templated transcription. The transcript has a single exon. The coding region runs from base 1 to 747 and encodes 248 amino acids. The record is from RefSeq and is a predicted model, not a curated record.
AUGAGUGCACUGGUGGCCUACGAAAGUAGCAGCGAUGAAGACGAAGUGGCAGACCAGGAUGCAGGCCGAGAUCAAGUUGCCACCACAACAAUCGCAAAAGGACACCAUGAUCAGAAUGGUGAUAUUAAGUUCUUCGUCAAGCCUAGUGAGCCAAGUCCAGACAUUACUGCUCCCACUGCCAGCGUCGAUUGUGUGGCGCCUAUGGUAGGUCCAUCAAUGCCAAGUCAGAUGGAUAGCGAAGUCGAGCAAGAGGAUCCUUUAUCAGAACUUCAACAAUCCAUGUCUGAGCGAGAUAUAGUUCACCAGCUUACAUUCGCGUCGCAUCCCAUGGCGUCGCUCCCUCCGUCUCCGCCUGGCUCCCCCGACCCGGUGCUUGAAGUCAAGUUCAAGAAAUUUCUCGAUUUGAAGACGAAAGGAAUGCACUUCAACGAAGAUUUGGCUAGCAAAUCAGCAUUUCGUAACCCAGGCCUUCUUGCCACCAUGAUGGUCCGCAUAGGUCUGGACGAAGAAGAUCAAUACAGGACAUCAUUGCCUCACCAAGUUUGGAACCCUACAGGCUUCCCGAAGUCGGCGUACAAAGAAGAACUCCUUCGAGCCCAGCAGACUCUACGCGACCAAGAUUUGGCCGCGAAAAAGAGCCUGUCCGCGCAAGGGAAAAGAACGAUCGAGUUCAUGCCCGGAGGGAGGUCUGGGGACAGUAGCCGCGAUUCCACCCCAGGCAUGCCAAAUAAACGGAAGCGACCUUGAUUACGCAUCAAAGCAGAUCCGGGAUGCUUUUUCAGAUAACACCAGAGCCGACGAUAAUAAGCCUUGACAAAUUCAUCGUUUGGGCCUACUCUACAGUAGAUAGGAGAUUGCGUGGAAUGCACCAGCGAGCAUCCUUGACUUGGUUGGGAGCCAGCGCACACCUUGGAGCAAGCGAAUUUCGCAGUCGAUGGAUUUCUAGAGAAGGUGCACGACGCGCUCCAACUGGUUGCGCCAGAUCUCAAGUCGAUGUGAACAAAAUCGCCCGUCACAGUGGCCCCCUUCCAGAUUACGCUGAUUGGGCAUGACUCCAGCCAAUACCCAAGAUAGGUCUGGUAAGGACUCGGGUUCCUGCAGCUGAAACGACUCUGCAAUAUUAUUGCGUUCGGCCAACAGAAGAUUGAUGGGUCACAGGCAGUCUAGGGAGAAGAGAGAGCACAACAACAGUAUGGAGUACGAGUACCAAGUACGGAGUCAAGCAGACGACCGUUGACGCCUCGGAUCUUCAGGGUCCAUAUAACGAUCGACAGUGUGCGCGUCACGUUACGAGUGCUAAGGCAUGC